Molecule: messenger RNA, 1066 nt
Organism: Lathyrus oleraceus (garden pea)
Lineage: Eukaryota; Viridiplantae; Streptophyta; Magnoliopsida; Fabales; Fabaceae
Exons: 5
Coding region: 288-785 (165 amino acids)
Cellular component (GO): nuclear membrane
Source: RefSeq, a predicted model, not a curated record
UGCAUUCCUUCCUUCUUCUUUUUCGGUAGUAGCGCGUCCUACUGUUAAGCAACUUCAUCUGCACUCUGAUUAUGUGUCGAAAUUCCCAAUUUACCCCUUGGAACAAAGACUACACAAUCUAUGUAGUUGUAGAAGAAGCAAUAGUAAAUAUUUUGAAUCUAAAUCAAAAUUCAGAGAAAAAGUAACCACUCCUGUGAUUAUAAACCUCGAGCUCACCGGAGACUGCAAACAUAGUAAACUGAAUUACUCAUUUUCCGGUAACUGCAGAUCCACACGCCCUCGCCGCCAUGUCGAUUGAGGAGCUGAAAUCUGCUAUGAAUGAACACGUUGAUCUUAUGUCAGAUCUUGUUCAGAAGAUCUCUUCCGAACUUCGUACCAACCUUCGUCCUGCUUACGAUAACUUCUUGGGUUUCUUUCAUGCCAUUGAUUGGAAGGAACCCUGGCUACUGGGAUUGUUAUCAUUCUAUGUUGUAUUGCUGCUUGUAACUAUUAUCUCUAGGAAGAAUACCAACUUUCAGAUGUGCUUGUUCCUUUUGACGUUGGCUGGUGUAUAUCUUGCUGAGAGACUGAAUAGUUUUCUGGGGGGAAACUGGAAAAGCUUCUCAAGUCAAAACUAUUUUGAUCCAAGUGGAGUAUUUAUAUCAGUUCUUUGGUCUGGACCUCUCCUUGUGUUGGCUAUGAUAAUCUUGAUCAAUACGCUCUUUUCCUUAUGUUACUUGAUUGUUAAGUGGAAAAGAGCUGAACUAAGACAUCGUGCAAGGGCUGCUCGAAGUAAGCAGGAAUAGUUGAUCUGUAGUAGGAUUUUGAUGGAUUAAUCUGUAGUAGGAUUUUGAUGUGGAUUAAGCCUGUUUGGAGUGUUGCAGAGGUAAGUUUACUUUGCCAAAAGCGCAACCAAACACAUGCUAAAUGCAGUGGGAUUUUAUGGAUUCAACCAUGAAGGAACUAGUGUCAAUGAGGUGAUGUAAUCACAUGGUCAUAUAGAUGAGUUGUCUUUCUUUUUUCCUCUUAAACAAGGAACUAUGUUAUUUGAACAUCAAAAUACAAACACACUAAAUGUUAAACUCUA